AUGUACGAAGCCUUCAAGAAUUUUUACGGUUGGCAAUACUUCCAAUACAUCAUACAAGGUGUAUUUUUAGAGUUGUUUACCGCCAAAGAAUCAAUCCCAAAGUACAUAUUCAUCGGGACAAAACACAACAAUUUUUCAUUCGAGAUACAAGCAAAAAACGAUGUGCAUGUUGGACUGUUUACAGUACCAGAACCAAUACCACCAUGGUACGAAAUCGUCAUUGGAUCUUUAAACAACACCCAGUCACUGAUAAGGAAGGAUAAAGUUGGGUUUGGCUCUGAAGUAGUGACAUCGAACACCAGUGGGGUACUGGACUUGAAAAAGUGGAACAAAUUUUGGGUGAGGUUCUCCAAAAAUACCAUUGCUUUGGGUAUGCAGCAAGAAAUUGACCCAUUCAUCUCCUGGAGGGAUUGUAAUGGCCUCCCAGAUACCAAUGGGACUUGGAAGAUCAACAUACCAAUAAAAAAAGAUCCAAAGAAGUCUAAAUUAUGGCUGUUUGGGUGA
Molecule: messenger RNA, 504 nt
Organism: Brassicogethes aeneus
Lineage: Eukaryota; Metazoa; Arthropoda; Insecta; Coleoptera; Nitidulidae
Source: the annotation of a GenBank genome assembly